AUGGCAGCAGGUCUGCGAGUUAUCCGAGGACGCGAUUGGCUGUCGGGUGACGUCGACGGGGGUGAAGGUCAUCUCGGAACGGUGGUGUCAUACGGGAAAGAUGAAACAGCUGAAGUCAUCUGGGACAAUGGAAAACAAGCUGUGUCGAGUAUUGGGAAGGACAGCAAAUACGAACUGAGGCUUGUAGAUAAUGCUCCUGUAGGAGUUUUCCAUCAGACUGUCACUUGCGGCGGCUGUGGAGAGAUCGGGAAAGUGUGUGACCGAGCACGAGAGAUAGCAAACCGAGAGAAAAUCGAACUUGAGGACUGUGGUCUAGGCAAGGAAGGGACUGUAGUUGUUGUGCUCAGCUUUCAUUCUACGUCACACAGAUCGGCUGUGAGUGUAGCGUGGGAUUCAGGGGAGACAACCACGUGUCGUGUGGGUCACCAAGGUCAGGUGGACGUCCAGUGUGUCCGUGAAGCUCUUGGACCAGAUAUCUACGCUGAACAUCUGCCACUUUUAGAUCUUGCUGGUGUCAGAGCAGAAGUACACUUGACGUCUCAAGCAGAGGGUGGAAAUCUUCAAGGAGCCAUAGUGCCUAAACUGAAGAAGGGCGCCACAGUGAGGAUUCUUGAUGACAAGGACAAGGUAAAAGAAUUGCAGGACGGUCACGGGGAAUGGAUAGACCCUAUGGAAGAGCCGUACGAAUCGUCAGAUGAGGAAGACUCAGACCCAUACGAAUCGUCAGAUGAGGAAGACUCAGACCCUCUCGGCCUGUUGAAAACCUUGGCAAAAACGCUAGAACAGCAGACUCAACUGCUAGGACUUCUUGGGUCAGAUGAAGAAGGGGAGCUUAUGUCAUUGAAAGGAGAGGGGUCAAACGAAUUUUUACAAGCAAUUAAUGAUUCAGAUGUGGAGAAAGUUAAGAAGGUUUUAGAGAGAUUUCCAAAACUAGUAACUGCGCAACCAGACAAUGGCAUUACAUGUCUGCAUAUUGCAGCCAAUGAUGGAAAACUGGACAUUGUUAAGUUUCUGGUGGAAAAAGGGUUUGACGUGAACGCUAAAGACCUGUCUGGAAACACAGCUUUUCUGAAAGCUUUAAAAAAGAAACACGUUGACGUCUCACGCUUUCUACUUGAAGCUGAUACUGAUCUAGAGAUCAGCAACGACGACGGCCAAAGCGCUAUGCACUGUGCUGUGUAUGCCGGAGAUGCGUCACUUGUUCGUGAUCUGAUAAUGCGAGCUUGUGAUGUCAACGUUGUGGACAAUUCUGGCGACACUCCUCUCCAUGAUGCUAUAGGGCAAAACGAGACCACUUGUGCAGAAAUGAUUCUGAUGUCACCAAACCUUGACUUAACUAUUGACAAUGAAAAAGGAUUUAACCCUCUGCAGUGGGCUGCGUUACACGGCACAUUUGGUGGCACAUUAGUUGAGAAAACCAUACUAAGAAACAAGAGUCUUAUUGACGUAAAAAUGGAAGCUGGGUUCGCACCUCUUCAUAUUGCAGUAAUAAACGACCACACAGAAGCAGCACAAAUACUUAUCAAACAGUGUCAUGGUUUACGUUUUAUGACAGGAAAAAGUAGUCCAUAUUUAGGUCAAGUCAAAUGCAGUCAGUGUAUCAUCCGCCAGCUGCACGUGAAAUCUUUAUGA
Messenger RNA from Gigantopelta aegis, 1632 nucleotides. Its product is annotated as E3 ubiquitin-protein ligase MIB2-like. NCBI's taxonomy places the organism in Eukaryota, Metazoa, Mollusca, Gastropoda, Neomphalida, Peltospiridae. The coding region runs from base 1 to 1632 and encodes 543 amino acids. The transcript has 13 exons. Gene Ontology annotation, biological process: protein ubiquitination. The record is from RefSeq and is a predicted model, not a curated record. Gene Ontology annotation, cellular component: cytoplasm. Gene Ontology annotation, molecular function: metal ion binding; protein binding; ubiquitin-protein transferase activity.